AUAGCAAAUAAUCGUCAACAUGGAUGUCGAUGUUGAUGAUGCUCUUCUUGCUUAUCACGCUUUUAUAAUUUUAACUGGAGGAUAUUUACUGCUAAAAAUGAAAAGGAAACCUAGAAGAAGGAGAUGGUGGGCGGUAUCCGUAAAUCGUAAUAGAAGCCAGUACAGCGGUACAAACUUAUUAGCAGAUUUGUUAAAAGAGCCUUCUGGACAGUUCCAAAACUUCUGUAGAAUGUCUAAUGAAGAUUUUAGUUCACUACUAGCAAAAGUAACACCUUUGAUUGCUAAGAACGAUACAAAGUGGAGGAAAGCAAUACCACCGAAUGAACGUUUAGCCAUAACCUUACGAUUCCUAGCAACAGGAGAUAGUUUUAAAAGCCUGCAUUACUUGUUUUAA
Messenger RNA from Homalodisca vitripennis (glassy-winged sharpshooter), 394 nucleotides. RefSeq lists its product as uncharacterized. The transcript is spliced from 2 exons. Lineage: Eukaryota; Metazoa; Arthropoda; Insecta; Hemiptera; Cicadellidae. The coding region runs from base 20 to 394 and encodes 124 amino acids. The record is from RefSeq and is a predicted model, not a curated record.